This is a messenger RNA of Corylus avellana, 2287 nucleotides long. RefSeq lists its product as uncharacterized. The record is from RefSeq and is a predicted model, not a curated record. Gene Ontology annotation, molecular function: protein binding. NCBI's taxonomy places the organism in Eukaryota, Viridiplantae, Streptophyta, Magnoliopsida, Fagales, Betulaceae.
UAAAUUCAACAGAAAACUACAUGGGCACCGUCUACUUUGUUGUCGUACUAACAAAAAUUGCAGAUACCUUGUGAGGUUUGAGCCAAAAGCCUAGAAGCUCACCCCCACGAAACGACAACCAGUAGUAGCAUCCACGAACACAGCUUCCUCCACGUUGACUGCUCACGUGUCAACCCCAGGAAGCCGGUGAGGUAUUAUUGCUUGCCGCAGAAGUGUCACCCUCACCCGUUACAGAUGGCUCAACCUCGUAGUCACGUGAUCCCCAUCCGACCUGUCACCCGAACCUCACGCUCGGCCCCUGUCCACGUAGGCUCGGACAACCGUUUACGCCCGACUCUCUUCCCAAUAAAGAAACAAAUACUCCAGAUUAGAAAUAAAAGAAAUUAAUAAACGAGCGAAUAAAAUAAUGUUUGUCUCAGUAAAUCACACACGGAAACAAAAUAUCAGUAGCAGUCAUUGCGUCUUCUCUGAGAAGCCAAAAUAAUGAAAAGGCAAAGCCUUUGAGAGUAGCAGAAGAAACUUCUUCAUUCUUCAAGAUUCAAUGCUAGCUUGCUUUCCAAGCCAACCAUUUCCUUUUCUCUCACGCACAAAAAGCUUCCCUUUUUUUGAUGCUUGUUGUAGUUGUAGUUCCGUCAACAAUAAAAGCUUUCACGCCGUUUCCCACGAGAAACCGGCCUGAUCAUCUCACGGAAAAGCAUUUCUAUUCCACCAUCACUCUCGCCUAUAAAAACCCAUUUCCCACUCGCAUUCAGUGACUCAGUACUCAGUAGCCGCUUCUUCUAUGGCAAAGAUAAGGGCUCUGGGGCUUUGCUUUGUGCUUGCUUUGUGUCUGUUGCAAUGCGGUCAUCUGUGGGUGUUGGCGAUUCUGAACCCGGUUGAUUUUCUGGCUCUGCAAUCCAUCAGGAAAGCUCUCGACGACUUGCCCGGCUCCAACUUCUUCGCUUCCUGGGACUUCACGUCUGACCCAUGUAAUUUCGCCGGGGUUUACUGUGGCUCCGAUAAGGUUAUUGCGCUCAAUCUGGGUGAUCAGAGGGCCGGGUCUCCGGGUUUGACGGGUCGGAUCGACCCUGCGAUCGGGAAGCUCUCUGCUCUAGCGGAGCUCACGGUCGUUCCGGGUCGAAUCUACGGCGCUCUGCCACAGUCGGUUUCGCAGCUGAAGAGCCUCAGGUUCCUCGCCAUCAGCGGGAACUUCAUCUCCGGCAAUAUUCCGUCGAAUCUCGGCGGUCUCCGGAGCCUCCGGACCCUCGACCUCAGCUACAACCUGUUCGCGGGAGGAAUCCCCCGGUCCAUCAGUACACUACCGGAGUUAUCCAAUGUCAUCCUCUGCCACAACCGCCUCUCCGGUUCGGUACCUCCGUUUCACUCCCAGAGCCUGACCCGACUCGACCUCAAGCACAAUGCUCUCUCCGGUUCACUCGGACAGGACUCUCUGCCUCCCUCUCUCCAGUACCUCUCGCUCUCCUGGAACCGGCUCAGUGGACCCCUGGACCGGCUCUUGACCAGGCUCAACCGGCUGAACUACCUGGACCUGAGCAUGAACCAAUUCUCGGGUACCAUCCCGGGUCGGAUAUUCACGUUCCCAAUCACCAGCCUCCAAUUACAGCGCAACGUCUUUUCGGGUCCGGUCCAACCAGUUGACCAGGUGAGCAUUCAGACCGUUGAUCUCAGCUACAACCGGCUGUCGGGACAGAUCUCUCCAAUGCUCUCGACCGUACAGAAUCUAUACCUGAAUAACAACCGGUUCACGGGUCAGGUACCGGCAAGCUUCGUGGACCGGUUACUGGCUGCUAGCAUACAGAUACUGUAUUUGCAGCACAAUUAUCUGACGGGGAUCCAGAUCAAUCCAACGGCUGAUAUUCCAGUGAGCAGUUCGCUGUGUCUACAGUAUAAUUGUAUGGUCCCGCCCGUUGAGGCACCCUGUCCGUUGAAGGCUGGGAAGCAGAAGACAAGACCUACAGCGCAGUGUAACGAGUGGAAGGGGUAGAGCUGGAAAUUCGAUACUUUUCUUUCUGCCUUCUGGGGGCAGAAUGGGAAGCUCAGAAACACAUUGGUCUAUUUUUGUCGGGUUAAUUCAUUUAUUAUUUUUGUUAUAUGGUGCCUGAAAUUCGGAAUAAGGAGAUUUGUGGAUACCUAGAAAUGUUUUGCUCAAACAAAAAAAGUGUAAGCUAUUUAAGGGACUUUAUUAUUAUUAUUAUUAUUAUUAUUAUUAUAUAGUCCUUUUUUCCCCUCUUUUUUGAUUUAUGUUUUUUUGAUUUAUUAUUUAUUGUGAUUUGCUUUAUUAGUUUAA